AUGGCAGCAGCUUUAAGUAACAGUGAGUUCAAACUCAUUGGCCCAAGUGGUAGAGAAGAACAGCCUCGUUCUGCUGUUACUCUUUCGUGUCACCUGUCUCCUGAACUCAGUGCUGUUGGGAUGGAGAUCAGGUGGUUUAAGGGGACGGACUGUGUUUGUCUCUAUAAGAACAGACAGGUAACAGAGGGGAGGAGCUACGAGGACAGAGUGAGUCUGAUCACUCAGGAGCUGCAGAGAGGAAACGUCUCCUUACAGAUCAGAAGUUGCAGACGCUCAGAUAGAGGAGAUUACCUGUGUCAGUCUUUCAGUGCUGCUGACCAGGCAAUCCGACUGGUAGGUUCCAGUCCGUACAUACUGGGAUCUUCCGGACAGGUAAUCCAAGGCCCAGACAUUCCAUGGUAUCUCAGGAGGGAAUAUAAAAAAGUCAUCGUUACUCAGGAGAGCAGAAAAUGGACAGAAGAGGAGAGAAUAAAAAUGGAGGAAUCUGCUCUGCUGACUGGAUUAAACAACUUAAUGGUUAAUAGAAAGGCCAUAGAGGAGAAGAAUCAGAAGAAUGAUGCGCUGAGAGAGAAAGAGAGUGAACUACAGGAGAUGAUGAUCCUGCUGGAGCAACAGAAAACUGAACUGAGAGAAAAAGAUAAACAGCUUGAGGAGCAGCAGAGACUUCUAAGAGAGAGAUACACACAGCUAAUAAAGAGAGAGAAGCAGAUGCAGGAAAAAGACAGACUUCUAGAGGAGGGAAACAAGAGAAAAACAGAUCCAGACCCAUCAGCUCCAGUUAGAAGAAGAAACAGCAUGGGGUUGGAGCCUUCAAACAUGAGUGGAGAGACUCCAGAUUCAGCAGCAUCACUCAGGAGAAGAAGCAGUCUGGAGGACCUUUCUCCAACAAUGAGUGGAGAACGGUGUAGUGCAGUCUCUCCAGCAUCAGGUCCUGCAGCAGAACUCAGACUGGUGCUGCUGGGGAGGACUGGAUGUGGGAAGAGUGCAGCAGGAAACUCCAUCCUGGGCAGAGAGGAGAGGAGCCAGGCUGGAGCUUCUACAGUGAGGCAGCAGAGUGAGAGCAGACAGGGGGAGGUGGCUGGGAGGCAGGUGACUGUGGUGGAAACUCCUGACUGCUUCUGUCCUGGACUCUCUCUGGAGGAGCUGAGACAGAACGUGGAGCGCUGUGUCCGUCUGUCUGCUCCAGGACCACACGCCUUCCUCCUAGUCCUACCAGUGAAGCAGUCUACAGGAGAGGAGAGAGGGAUGCUGGAGAAAAUGGAGGAGAUGUUUGGAGAGAGAUGUUGGAGGAACACCAUGAUCCUCUUCACUGUUACUGAUGAAGUUCAGGAGAAGAACAUUGAAGAGUUUAUCCAAUCAGGACACCAGGAGGUCCAGAGACUUGUGGAGAAAUGUGGGAACAGGUUUCACUGUCUCAACAUUAAGGAGAGUGGAGAUGGUUCUCAGAUCUCAGAGCUGCUGGAGAAGAUGGAGAAGAUGGUGGAAGAAAACAGAGAGAAAUUCUACAGCAGUAAGAUCUACCUGGAGACACAGUCUCAGAUCAGAGCAAUGGAGACAAAGAUCAUCAGAGAAAGAGAAGAGAAGAGGAUGAUGGAAGAGAGAGAGAUCAAAGAAAAACUACAAAAUAAGAUGAAAAACUCUCUGAGAAAGAUAGAGGGAACUGUACAAGAACACGAAGGAGAGAUAAAGCUUAACAACCGAACAACACAACUAGAAAGAAGGAUGAAAGAAGAGAGGGAUGAAGAGAAAAAGAGAGAACUGGAACGAGAGCUAGAAAGAGAGUUAGAGAGAAGAACAAAGAUGGAGGAAAAGUUAAAGAGACUAAAGAGAGAGAUGGAGAAGAAACACAGACAGGAGAUGGAGGAGAUCAGGGAGAUGUAUAAAGGAGAAUUCAGAAUUGAGGCGAAGGUAAACCCGAAGAAUUUUGUAUUUGAAAAAGAAUAUCAGGGAAAAGAAGAGUAUAGAGGAGUGCUGAAGAAGUGGCUCUUCACAAAACAGGAUCAGGGUGUAAAAUCAGAAGAGGAGCUUUCUGGAGACUCUAAGUCAAAACCAUCAUACACUGAUGCUGCAGAACUGCUCUCAGCAGAUACUAAACUGUUCAUUCCUGAAGAGACUGAAGUCACUUCAGGGGAUGGGACCACCAUCUGUUACAGGUUUCAUUGCCCUCAUGCUGGUCUGUUUCAGUGUAAAAUUACCAGCCUUGUGUUUGAGAUGAAGGAGAAAGGGGAGGUGCUGUACAGAAUUGUCUCCUGGGAUGCUCGUCUCCUGGAUGGAUUAGGUCAGAUGCAGCCUGCAGGACCUCUGUAUGAUAUUGACUGCAAAGGAUUAAUUAGUCAUUUGUAUCUUCCACACUGUGAGAUACUUUCAGAUGAAAAUCAGCAAACUGUGGCACAUUUCACUGCUGGUAAUGUAGAGAUCAUUCCACCCCUCAGAGUGACGACCACUCAUGUGAUCAUACGCAUCCAAGCACUUUCUCUCUUUGGCCUUUUAAGAAAUCUAUUCUCAGCUAAUCCCAUCAGUGGCCAAGUAUUACUCUUUCAUAAAAAACUGUCUGUCAGACAAAGAAUGAGUAAACUAAACAUCCACCUGUUGCCAAGGAAUGUGCCAGUUGAAGAGGUGAUGAAAAAACAUCCGUCCAGCAAAUACAUUGACACCAGCUCUAAAUGUCAAUUGACCCCUGGUAGAAAAUACAGGCCUUCCUGUGACCCUUAUGUAUCUCAGCCAGAGGAUGAGACAUUUGAGUGUGACUAUGGUCCCAACUAUCACCCUACAUUUGAGGUGUUCAUAGACAUUGAUGCUGAGGAUGCCAAAAUAGGGCUGCUGGAUGAAGAUGAGCAGGAGGUGUGGAAGCCCCGGCUGGUCUUUCUUACAGAUAUUAGUACACAAGAAGUCAAACUCCAGACAGAAGCAGAAUGGGUUGCAUUUGUGGAUGAUCACAGGGAACAGCUCAUUCAGAGAGUUUCCUCUGUGAUGGAGAUACUGGACUGUUUAGAAAAGCAAAAAAUGAUCAGCAAGGAAAUGUACGAUAACAUCAAAGUUACAAAACCACCUCAGGAACAAAUGAGGAUGUUGUACAAUGUGCUUCAUUCGGGAGGACGAGCUGUGAAGGUGGAAUUCUACAAAAUCCUUAAGAAGAAGCAGCAGCUCCUUGUGGAUGAACUGGAGGCUGGACCCAGCCAGGCUUAGAGGAUAUCGUCGCUGUCCAAAAAUUUUUUUGGUCGAUUUUUAGUUUACUACAUAAUUUGAACAGACAAACUGUCCCUUAUACUGUGCCUAAAUUUCUUGAUAAACGGACCAAUAGAAACUCUUUAAAAUGACCUGAAAUAAACUCUUUUUACAUUGAC
Molecule: messenger RNA, 3344 nt
Organism: Astyanax mexicanus (Mexican tetra)
Lineage: Eukaryota; Metazoa; Chordata; Actinopteri; Characiformes; Acestrorhamphidae
Product: trichohyalin
Exons: 19
Coding region: 1-3186 (1061 amino acids)
Biological process (GO): innate immune response; inflammatory response; regulation of apoptotic process
Molecular function (GO): GTP binding
Source: RefSeq, a predicted model, not a curated record